UCGAGCGAAGAAAAAGAAACUAACUAAACUGUACUUGGAAGGGACUCUGACUUCACCUGCUUUCGUUUGAGUGAUUGAAAUGAUCGUUUAAAGUUGUUAAUCAGUUGUUUUGCACUGAAAUCCAGAGCAGAGUGUUUAAAUGGCGUCAGGAAGCGCACUGAUCUUUGAUGAGGAGAUGAGCCGUUAUAAACUCCUCUGGACAGAUCCAGCCUGUGACAUCGAGGUGCCUGAACGGUUGACCGCGUCUUACGAAGCCCUAAAGACGCACGGCAUGGCACAGAGGUGCAAACAGGUCCCGGUCCGCCUGGCCACCGAGCAGGAGAUCUUACUCGCACACAGUGAGGAAUAUCUGGAGGCUGUUAAACAGACUCCCAAUAUGAGCGUGGAAGAGCUGAUGGCAUUUUCGAAGCAGUACAAUGACGUCUAUUUCCAUCAGAACAUCUAUCACUGUGCUAAACUGGCCGUGGGCGCCACACUGCAGCUGGUGGACAGUGUGAUGAAGAGAGAGGUCAGGAACGGCAUGGCGCUGGUCAGGCCUCCUGGACACCACAGUCAAUGCUCUGCUGCCAGCGGUUUCUGUGUGUUUAAUAACGUGGCCAUUGCUGCACUUUAUGCUAAGAAGAACUACAACCUGAACAGGGUUUUGAUUGUGGACUGGGACGUCCACCAUGGACAGGGUAUCCAGUACUGCUUUGAGGAGGACCCAAGUGUACUUUAUUUUUCCUGGCAUCGUUACGAGCACCAGGCCUUCUGGCCCAAUCUCCCCGAGUCGGACUACACCAGCGUUGGGAAAGGCAAAGGAUCUGGUUUUAACAUUAACCUCCCCUGGAACAAGGUGGGCAUGACGAACAGCGACUAUCUGGCUGCUUUCUUCCAUGUUUUUUUACCCGUCGCAUAUGAGUUUGACCCAGAGCUGGUUUUGGUCAGUGCUGGUUUUGAUUCAGCAAUUGGGGACCCAGAAGGUGAAAUGUGUGCCCGUCCUGAGGUCUUUGCCCACCUCACCCACCUGUUAAUGCCUUUGGCUGCAGGCAAAAUGUGCGUCGUCCUAGAGGGAGGGUAUAACCUGACUUCUCUGGCCCAGUCAGUUUGCCAAACUGUCCAGACCCUUUUGGGAGAUCCCGCCCCUCGGCUGUCGGGGCUUACAGUCCCUUGUGAGAGUGCACUGGAAUCUAUCCAAAAUGUUCGCAGCACUCAAUCAUCGUACUGGAACUGUUUCAAACACUUAGAGGCUCAUUCAGGAACAAGCACCAAACGGCCCAGACUGGACGAGAAGAACGGUAAAACAAAAGACCCUGCGAACCCUGCGCCAGAGACCUGUACGAAGAAGGCAACACAGGAUAUUGUGUGGCCUGAACCUUUAACCAGGACAUCUACUGUUGGGAGAACAGCUGUAGCGCCCCCUCCUGGUGUGGAGAUAUCGCUCCCAGAGGGCUGCCAAUAUUUGGGGGAAGUUUCCCAAAGCACCACUAAAGAAGUACAAAGUAUCCGAGAUAAACAUUUCAAAGACAUAACAGACCAAAACAUCCUCCAGCCUCUUGGAAAUAUCAUUUCGGCUCUUGACCAAAUAAUGAAUAAAGAGGUGUGUAAUGGAUGCAUCGUGGUGUCUGACUUGAGUGUGUCCGUUUGCUGUGCUUAUCAACACUCACUUAUGGGCCUUGCUGAACGGGUGCUGGUUGUUUUUAUUGGAGAUGGGAAUAUACCAGUCAAAACAGAUCACGGGAAAGUGUUUCUAGUGCAGGUCUGUACUAAAGAAACUGAAGAGAAGUGUUUGAACACUUUGUCCUUGUGUCUGAGAGAGGGUGAGAGCUUUACAGCAGGUUUCAUGCAGGCAGUUCUGGGCCUGGUCCUCCCUCUGGCGUAUGAGUUUAACCCCGGUCUGGUGCUGGGGAUUGUUGGAGACAGUGGGGCGAAGACUCAUUUGGCACCCGUCUGGGGUCACCUGACCAGCCUGCUCCAAGGCCUUGCAGAGGGCCAGAUGCUCACCCUCCUGCAGGACUAUGACAAAGAUCUGCUGGAGGUUACGGUCUCUGCCCUCUCUGGAGCUCCUGUCCCUCCACUCGGGCCCCUGGGAGCCCCCAAACCUGAAGAUGUUAAGAUGAUAGAUAAGCAGAGACAGAGGCUGCAGAAACGCUGGAGUGUGGCGCAGAAGUCUUGGGGUCUCCUGCGGUGCACGGUUUCAGAAAGCUGAUGGAAACAUCUGGAACGCUGAACGACCUGGGUUUUGACGCUCAGUUAUGGAAAAUAAUCAUUUGUACUUUUUACAUUUUGUAUGGCAUUAAAAAUUAACCUGGUAAAAUCUUUGUUAAUAGUUUUUUGUUUGAGUGUGAUGUGUGUGUUGGGUUUGUAUAGUUGGAAGUGAGCUCAAUCUGAAUGUAAACACAGCUAUGUUUAAGAUGUAAAAAGCUGUCUUUUAGGAUUAAUAAUUAUUAGUUUUAUAUACAGUUGAGGUCAAAAGUUUAUUACAUAGGCUUAAUACUGUGUUGUUACCUGAAUGAUCCACAGCUGUGCGUGUGUGUGUGUACUUGUUUUUGCUAUAUUGUGGGGACCAAAUGUCCCCACAAGGAUAGUAAAGCCUGAAAUUUUUGACACCGGCCUGUGGUCCCCACAAUGUUAAAAAAUGAUUAAAAAUAGUAAAUGAUGUUUAUCUGAAAGUGUAACCAUGCAAACAUGUUUUCUGUGAGGGCUAGGUUUAGGGUUAGGGUUGGGUUAGGGGAUAGACAAUAUCGUUUUGUCAGUAUAAAAUCUGAUAACCCUAACCCUAACCCUAACCUAACCCUAACCCUAACCCUAAGUCUAUGGAAAGUCCCCACAAUUCACAAAAACAAACGGUGUGUGUGUGUGUGUGUGUGUGUGUGUGUGUGUGUGUGUGUGUGUGUGUGUGUGUGUGUGUGUGUGU
Labeo rohita (rohu) is the source of this 2896-nucleotide messenger RNA. It is a transcript of the gene hdac10, whose product is annotated as histone deacetylase 10. The record is from RefSeq and is a predicted model, not a curated record. NCBI's taxonomy places the organism in Eukaryota, Metazoa, Chordata, Actinopteri, Cypriniformes, Cyprinidae. Gene Ontology annotation, biological process: chromatin organization. Gene Ontology annotation, molecular function: histone deacetylase activity. The transcript has 20 exons. Gene Ontology annotation, cellular component: histone deacetylase complex. The coding region runs from base 140 to 2188 and encodes 682 amino acids.